Messenger RNA from Phasianus colchicus (ring-necked pheasant), 3960 nucleotides. Its product is annotated as cystine/glutamate transporter-like. Gene Ontology annotation, cellular component: membrane. Gene Ontology annotation, molecular function: L-amino acid transmembrane transporter activity. Gene Ontology annotation, biological process: amino acid transmembrane transport. NCBI's taxonomy places the organism in Eukaryota, Metazoa, Chordata, Aves, Galliformes, Phasianidae. The record is from RefSeq and is a predicted model, not a curated record.
CUGCUCAGAAAUCCCAACAGCAGACAGCUGUGUUUGAUGCAUGCUAUUAAUUGCCAGGAGAUGCUGCAACCCGGGGCUCGGGGAACUGCGGGUCGGUGCCAGCCCGCCAGCCCCAGCCUCGGGCAGCCCCAUGAUGUUGUGGGCAGCAGCUCCGUGGUGCCGCUGCCGAGACCCAUCAGCCCGUGCAGUCCUCUGGGGCUCAUUAGGGGCUUAAUAACCAGACUUGGCUGACUUGAUAGGAAAGAUGUUUGUGUAGGCUUGGCGCGAUCUCAGAGAAAGCAGCUAACGCCACUGGAAGGAGAGGGCUUUGUGCAUGUGCUGUUCAUCUGUGUGAUAGGGGAGAAGUGAUAGCUCUCACUUCUUCCAGCAGGGAGAUGUGCAAGGAUGUGGGGCAGAAGCCCUCAGUUGCACUGGGAUUGCAUGGGGCAUGCAGAGUGGUGUCGUUGGUGAGCAGCAGCAGGAAAAGUCCCCUCAGAACUGCGGGGACAGAGAAUGCAUUCUGUCAGGAAAAUGACUUUGGGUUUCUGCAGGUGACUGCUGCCUGCUCACAAACAUACUGAUACAAUUAUUAAAUAAGUUAAGAAAACGAGAAGAUGUGGUUCUUUUGUAAAGUCUCUCUUUGCAAUAGCAUGCAGUCAUGAGGCUGGGAGAAAUGUUUGCUGUACCUGUGACUGACAGUGUUAGAAUGAAAAAACACGGAGACAGAGCAGGCGAGUGUAGAGGGGCUGUGUGGCAGGCAGGAGAAAGGGACCCAAAUCACACCACGUCUGUCUUGUCUGCUCUAGCAGGGUUGAUUACUAAUAAAACACCCCUCUUGUUGUUGGGGUAACUACAAACUUGCUUGCUAUAGCAAACUAGGCUGUGCUACUUGAUGUGAAUUUGCCUUACCUACCUAAGUGGUUAGAGAAUUUCCUGGUGAAGAUAUCAGCCCAGAACAGAGGGAAAAUGGAGAACAAUUCCCUGCCACAAACUGACCCCGAGCACAGCCUGUGGACUCCAUGUCCUGUCACUGACAGCCUGGAAAUGAGGCUCAUAACACUGCUGUCCUGGCAGCCAAGGGCCAUGAGUCGUGGGGGGGACAUGGGCUGGAGGGAUGGAGUGGGAGUUCAUUGCAGCACAAGAGCUGGAUCAAAGUCAGCCUACUUGAUCCCUGGAGUGUGUGCAGUUCUCUCUUUUCUUGGAAAAGCUUCUUGUUCGAGCUGUUGUUGCCCAGAAAGGUUUUCAUAUUAAUAGUACCAGAAGCAUCUCUGGUAUCAGUGACUGUCUGCCCUCUAUCUUGCAAUUGAUAGCAGUAGUUAUCCUUGGCUCUUCAGUGAUCUGAUAAUGAAAGGGCUUGACAUUAUACUAAGAAACACUGAUGAAACAAAGGCUUUGUGGUAAAGCUGCAGUCAGGGCUUUUUCAUUCAUCAAAGAUGAAUAGGAAAUUGAAACACAUCAUUUGUGUACUUCAAUUAACAGGGCUGUUUGCUCCUCUGAAAAAAGAAUAAUAUAAAAAAAUAACAUAAGUGAUUUCCAAGGUCUCGAUUGCUAAGUUUGCAACUUGAAAUAUCCUUUCUGCCACUGUGCCAAUAUCGAUGUUCACCCAAAUUAGGCCCCAUUAAAUCAACCUGCAGUUUGUUUGCUGGGUGGAUCUUGAGGUAGAGGAGGACUCCACAGAUCUUGACAAAUUGCUACAAAAAAUCUUGUCCUGAACAGAAGAACCCCAGAUCCCUCACUUUCCUUGUCUUACAGGUGAACCUUGAAGAAGGCUGAGGCGCUCCGUAUCUCCUAAAUGCAUGCCCUUCCCCUGGGGAUAGAAGAGCAGCCAUGGGGAAAGACAAGAAAAAAGAGGAGGCUGUCUUUCUGAGGAAAAAGAUAACUUUGCUGAGGGCUUUCUCGCUUCUCAUCGGCAGCAUGGUUGGCAGCGGCAUCUUCAUCUCCCCCAAAGGAGUGCUGAAAAACUCAGGCACUGUGGGGUUCUCCCUGAUGGUGUGGUUUGCCUGUGGGCUCCUCUCCAUGUUCGGUGCCUUGUGUUAUGCAGAGCUUGGAACAAGGAUCACCAAGUCUGGAGGACAUUACAUCUAUAUUUUGGAAACCCUGGGGCCUCUGCCAAGUUUCUUGUUUCUGUGGGCAGAGUUUUUUGCUAUCAGGCCCGCCAACAGUGCUGUGGUCUCUCUGGCAUUUGGUCGCUACCUGCUAGAACCAUUUUUUGCCCCCUGUGCAGCACCCGUCCCUGCUGUGAAGCUCGUCUCUCUCCUGGGCUACUACGCAGUCCUCACCCUCAAUUCCUGGAGCGUCACCUGGAGCGCACGGCUGCAGACGGCCCUGUCCAUUGUCAAGCUGCUGGCCCUCAUGCUCAUCAUCGUGCCGGGGAUGAUGCUGCUGGCCCAGGGCCACACCAAAAACUUCCAGGAUGCUUUUGAUAGGCAGUCGCUGGUUCCAGAUAAGCUGCCCUUGGCUUUUUAUGCAGGCAUGUUCGCGUAUUCAGGCUGGUUCCAGACCAGCUUUGUGCGUGAGGAGUUGGUCAGACCCGAACGAAACAUCCCCCUGGCUGUCAUCGUGUCUGUGAUCACCGUCAUUGUGGGGUAUAUGCUCACCAACAUCUCCUAUUACACUGCCCUGGGAACACAAGAUGUUCUGGCUUCUCCAGCUGUCGCUGUGAGUUUUGUGCAGCAAGCCUGCACAAACCUUAUCUCAGUGGUCCCUGUCCUCGUUGCACUGUCCUGCUUUGGCACCAUGAAUGGAGGAAUCCUCACAUUUUCAAGGACACUGUUUGUGGCCUCCAGGGAAGGACAGUGGCCUCCUCUCUUCUCCAUGAUCCACAUUCGAAGACAUACACCCCUUCCUGCUGUCAUGCUUAUGUUCCCUUUGGUUACUGCCAUGGUGUGUAUCGGAGAUAUCUACCAUCUACUGAACUUCUUCAGCUUCUCCCGAUGGCUCUUCAUAGGAUUAGCCACUCUUGGGCUCAUUGUCCAUCGCUACCGUCACCCAGAGCUGCAAAGCCCAUUCAAGGUCCCCCUGUUUGUUCCAGUCUCUUUUACCAUCAUCUGCCUCUUCACAGUGGCAAUGUCUAUCUACUCGGACCCUGUAAACAUUAGCAUUGGAUGCACCAUGGUUUUAAGUGGCUUUCCAGUCUACUACCUCGUAAUCCAUAGGAAAAUGUCAAAUCGCUGCCACAGACUGCUCUAUUACCUUACACACAAAUUGCAGCUACUGUUGGAAGUAGUCCAACAAGAAAUCAAGACAUACUGAGGAAACCAUCAGAACUUACAGGAAAAGAUAUAAUCUACUUGCUACACACCUGAUGCCUUUGAUCCUUCCAAACACAAGCCAUGCUCUUAUUCAUUUAAUCACUGCAAAUGAGGAUGAGCCUGAGCCAAAACUUUGCUGCAAGUAGCCCUAAGCUUGCCAUUUGGGAUCUGAUGAGCAAGUCACAGCUGCUUCUGCCCUUUUCUUUUUUAGCAGAACAAUCUACUUCUCUGAAAUAAGCUUUCUUUGCUUUGAGUGUCUUCGAAACAAAGAUUCAGAUUCUGCAGUCUAGCCCAAUCCUCAGCAAAUUAUAUAUUAUUUUUUAAUUUUCUAACUUGGCAAAUAGAGAGCCUACAGCAGAACUAGAAUCUAGCUACAUGGAAGUUAAGCGCAGGAUUUAAAUUGAAGUCUAGGUCAGGCUGAACAGGGCUCUGAGCAAUCUGAUCUCACUGUAGGUGUCCCUGUUCACUGCAGGGGCAUUGGACUAGAUGACCUUUAAGGGUCCCUUCCAACACAAACCAUUCUAUGGUUCUAUGAUUCUAUGAAAUCUGUAGCAGCCAUGUGGAAUGAUGCUGUGGGGAAAGAUUAUAGAGGGAAAUGGGCAAGGAGUGCAAACCAGAGAUGAAGUACAUGCGGAUGAAAACAGGAGGUGGGGGGGAUAAAACUUCACUCACCAGGAAGCAAAGAUUUGGGUUAAUGGGAAGAUAUUUGAAAAUCAUUUGAAAUUCAAAU